UUGGCCCCGAAACUCAUGUUUACUGUUGGUUUCCAGGGUUUCGGUACUAGAAUACUUUUGCUCAAUGACCGAGGGCUGUCUGUUUUUACCGGUGGUUACACGGCGGUGUUGAGAAGAGCAUCGACGCUUACAAUACCUCUUAAUGGUCGGUUACUUUUUCCCGUUUGUCUGCAGUCUUCCUUUGGCAGCGGGUUCCGAGCGUUGAGUGUUAGACCACAAGUUCUUGGUUUGGUUCACCAGCGUCCCCUGUCAGCAAGUGAUCGUUACGCAUGA
Danaus chrysippus (African queen) is the source of this 273-nucleotide messenger RNA. The record is from the annotation of a GenBank genome assembly. Lineage: Eukaryota; Metazoa; Arthropoda; Insecta; Lepidoptera; Nymphalidae.